Messenger RNA from Histoplasma mississippiense, 336 nucleotides. RefSeq lists its product with no specific name. The record is from RefSeq and is a predicted model, not a curated record. The transcript has 2 exons. Gene Ontology annotation, biological process: protein folding. Bases 1 to 336 code for a protein of 111 amino acids. Lineage: Eukaryota; Fungi; Ascomycota; Eurotiomycetes; Onygenales; Ajellomycetaceae.
AUGUCGAGCAUCUGGACGACCGAUGGACAAAUCAAGGUUAUCAAGGGCCAGGGAAUGCCCUCUUUCCGCCACCACGAUUUCGGCAACCUCUAUAUUCAAUUCAAUGUCAAGUUCCCCGAUGCGGAACAGAUUCGUAAUGUUGAACUUCUGGAACAGGUGCUGCCACCUCGUCUCCCACAACCACAGCCUCCUGCCGACUCCAUGGUAGAAGAUUUCCACCUCGAGGAUAUUGAGGAUAGUGGCCAGGCGAGAGCACAGGGAGCCGCACACAUGGGUGAUGAGGAAGAUGAUGAAAUCCCACCCGGCGCCGAGCGGAUGCAGUGCGCGUCCCAGUAA